This is a messenger RNA of Bactrocera latifrons, 1617 nucleotides long. RefSeq lists its product as uncharacterized. The transcript is spliced from 3 exons. Lineage: Eukaryota; Metazoa; Arthropoda; Insecta; Diptera; Tephritidae. Bases 1 to 1617 code for a protein of 538 amino acids. The record is from RefSeq and is a predicted model, not a curated record.
AUGGAAAAGCUGUUCCACAUGUGGGGUAUAUCUAUGGUGCGCUUUGUGGUGUUACACAAGCACUCUGUGCAACGCAUAAACGGCACAAAGCGUCUCAAUCUCAUACUAACGGACUCAUUUCAAGCAUUUCGUGAGAUUGACAUUGCGUCCGACUCACGUCACAACAACUACAACGAGUAUUACUACAUCUUUCUGCAAGUGCGCGAUGCAGAGAUGCAAUCCCAUCUGCAGCAGAUCUUUGCAUAUUGUUGGGCGAACUCUAUGAUUAACUGCAGUGUACAGACACAAAAUGCUCGUGGUGAAAUAAUGGUCUACUCGUAUUUUCCUUAUACGGAUCACUUUUGCGGUAGCGUGGAACCUUCGCUUAUAAGUCGUUUCAAUGGCACACAUUUCCUGAAUCCGACAUUAUUUCCACGCAAGUUAAGGAAUUUCCAUGGCUGUGUCUUGCGCGUCGCUAUUCGACACAUACCACCUUUCACCUACUUGCAUACGGAUGAGCGGGGUGUCAGCCAUGUUGUGAGCGGCAUCGAAGGCCAUUUGUUGCGUCAGCUGAGCGGAAUAUUAAAUUUCACAAUAGAAGUUAAAGUGCCACCCGAUAAUAUAUUUCAGUUUGGCGCUAUUAGAAUGUUGCAAAACGGCGAAGCCGAUAUGGGUUUGGGUGCUUUCCGUCAGAGUCCCGCACUGCUGGAUAUUGUUUCAGCCGUCAGCAGCUAUUACCAGACGCGUCAGAUUUUAUGCGUCUCGAAGGAGGCAUAUAUUUUGAAUUCCUUAGAGCAGUUAAUAUUUCCCUUCGAUGCGAUUACAUGGUCACUCAUUUGGAGCACGUACCUCUUAUGCUGGGCUUUGUCCGCUGUGUUGAGCAAAUGUUGCAAGCAAAGUUUGGAGAAGAAUGUGCAGCCGUUCUUGAACUCCCUAUCCAUUCUACUUGGCAUGCCAAUAACACAUACGCCAAUGUGCCAUUAUGGGCGCCUACUAUUCAUCAUCUGGUUAUGCUUUACCCUACUGAUACGUGCCGUUUACCAGGGUGUACUGUUCACUUACGCACAUCAUGAUACGAUGGCGACUUUGCCGUCGAAUUUGGAUGAGCUUGUUGCGCGCAAUUUCACAGCCGUUAUAUCGUUUUACAAUCGUGGUUUACUAACUAAUGUGGAGCUUUUGAGAAUACUACCAACAAUUACGACAACGGGAUUGGAUGGCUUGAGCGUCUUCGAUUAUGUAAGACAAGUCUCCAAACGGAAUUAUGUCGCGAUUGUAACUCAAGAUUUCUUGCGUUACUACAAGAAGCAGCACAAUAAGACGGAUUAUUUUAUGAUUUUGAGCAAUGAUUUCAUGAAUUUUCAAAGCACCAUGUAUUUAGCAAAGCAUUCAUUCUUGAUUGAUCAGUUUGAGCAGGAAAUUUGGCGGAUACGCUCGGUGGGCUUGGUGAAGGGCUGGUAUCAGCUAGAGUUGAGCGAUAGAAAUGAAGAUCCAAAUCAGGUAGAUGUCAUCGCUUUGGAAGAUAUUUAUGUCAUCUUUGUAGUGCUUGGUAUAGGCUUAGGCUUAGCAAUGUUGGUUUUUGGCUUGGAGAUUUUGUCACUUCGUGUAAGAAUUCUAAGAAGACUCCUUUCGAAAAUAUAA